AGAGAAAAAUUAGGAGAGGAGGAGAAGUGAAGGAAGCCAAAAAUAGUAAUAAACACACAACACAAGUGUGUAAUGAAUAAUGAUUGAUUGAGGUUGGCUUGGAGAAGAAUUGGAGUGGGAUGGGACCCAUCCCACCGGAAUCAAAACAAAAAAUAAAGUAAAGACUCGAAUCCAAAAGAGAGAGAAGCUAAGUGUGGUGUUCUAUUCCCCCACCGCCUCCUCCGCCUCCGAUCUCUAUUAUCCAAAUUCUGAAACUUGGUUGCCUCUCUAUUAUCCAAAUUAAUAUCCCUUUCUUUCUACUUUAUUAUUAUUAUUAUUAUUAUAUUGUGUUAUUUCCUGAUUACAACACUCUACUCCAAACAAUUAUUAUAAUAAAUGUGUAUGUAAAUAUUCUAUAUAUUAAAUAAUAAAUUGAUAAACGAAGAAGAAGAAGAAGACGACGACGAAUAAAAGAAAGGAAAGGGAAGGAAAGGAGAGGAGAGGAGAGGAGCUUUGAUUGCCUCACCCAUCCACACUCAGACUCAGAACUCACUCUCUUCACACCCACAAAAUCAAUUCAACAACACCAACAGAUUAUACUAUUUUCCCACCACAUGUCUCUUCUCUGAUUCUCACCACCCACACCCCCUUUUUCUUAAUUUAGGGUUUCACUUUGGGGGAUUUGCAUCUCAAACUCAACUCUUCCACUUUCCCCCUACCCUAUUCAUUCCUUUGAGCAGAGACAAAUAAUCCAGUCCAGGGCAAAAAGGGUUGAAGUUUUUUGAAUUGAAUUGGAUGGAAAAGGAUAUGGUAUCCGCUUUGCCAAAAGAGGAGGAGGAGGUUAAGGGGGUUGGCGGUGGUCUGAUAGAAAGGGAGACCGAGGAAGAUGAUACUGUAAAGAGUCAAGGAGUCAAAGAGUCCAGACUAAACAGUGGUUCCGGUUGCAAUUGUAAUGCUACGAAACUGAAAUCUACUAGUGUGGCUGUCAGAGAGAGAGACUAUUUUCAAUCAGGGCAUCCAAAAAAGAAGCUCACUCGCCAAGAAAGGGUUGAGUUGGGCCGCUUGUUUCAGGGUGCAGUCAGUUCUUACGAUUGGGACCUCGCUCAGAGCUUGAUCUCACUCGCUGAUCCACAAGCUCUUAAUGAUGCUUUGUGCAUUACAUUGGAUUCCAUCUGGUUCUUGACCACACAGCAAGAGCUCGAUGGUGUAACAACUUUAAUUCACAACAUCAUCGCUAAUGGUGCUUAUGAUUUCACAAGAGCUGCUCUUCGAACUUCGUUUCUUGCCUCCUGUGUCUCUGCCUGCCACAGCCGAACAAUGACUCCAGCUGCCACAGUCACUAUAAUGGCGCAGAGGUUGCAUGAGCGUCUGCAUGAAUGCAAUGGAGAUGAAAUCUUGAAGGCGGAAGCCGGUGCUAAGUUUCAGAAGUUUACUGAAUGGGCACUAAAAUGUAUUGAUUGCCACUCCCGUUGUCGGGAGAAUAAUACGGAUAGAGUUGGGCACAGCUCAGCUGUUGAGAUACAACUCCAGUUAAGUGCUUUCAAGACCUUCCUAGAUCUUGCUGGAAAUCAACUUAUAGGGAAAGACUUCACCGAGGCCUUUGAUGCUGCAUGUUUCCCUCUAACUCUAUUCUCUAGCUCAUUUGAUCCUAGCUGGGCAUCUGGCAUCUCUGCAACAGCCAUCCAUGGUUUGCUGGGUAUGUUAGUAGAAGGAGGUGCAGACAACGUCAGUCAGUGUUUCCUUGAAGCUUCUCGCUUUGGGAGUACGGAGCUCGUGCGGAUUUUAUUGCAGAUUGCUCAAAGAAACAGCUUGGAUAUUGAUGUUGACCUAGCAUUGGGUUUUGCUUCUCACUACUGCAAGAUUGGCACCAUGGAGUGUCUCGUGGAAGAGGGUAAUGCCAUUGCUUUCUUGGGCCCUUUGAUGAGAGCGGCGGAGAGGGGUUGUAUGCAGGUAGUUGAGUGGUUUAUGAAAAGGGGUUGUCGAGACAUGGAGCUAUGUCUUGCCCUGACAGCUGCAACCUCUAGUAGCCAAGUUGAUGUUGCUGCAUUUCUUCUUCCGCAUGUUCCUCAACAUGUCCUUGAAGCCCUGAGUACUGAAAUUCUCAAGGCUGCUGGGGAACGAAGUGGUGGCUCGCUGGAUGGUGUGGCAUUUCUCCUCCGCUCUGACUUCUUAGGUGAUCCCACAGCCACUUAUGCUGUUGCUGAUGCCAUUGCUAGGUCAGACGAUGAAGCUGUUGCUCCCGAGUUAAAGUUUUUUCUGCGGGAGCACUGGUCUGAGGCAGCCUUCGUGGAUGGAUUGAGGCUAGGACAAGAACACUACAUGAACAUUGUGAGGAUUUUGAAGUGGAGUGGGUGUCCUAUUUGCUUAAGAGACCUUCCACCCCCGCUUAGGGUCACGAUUGCUUACCUGCCACUGUACAGGGAGUGUGUUGAGGCAGGUGGCUGUUUGUUAUCACAAAGGUUAAGAGGGCAGCUUGUUGAAGCUGUGAGAAGACUCGAUGGAAGGGUCUUAAAAGAGGUGGGCCAGGGAAGAGAGCUCGUGGCUGCUUUAGAGCAUCAUCUUCCUCCAUUUUUGCUUCAUUCAUCCUUUCAGAGUUGCUUAUUAGCAAGAAAUUUAGCUUGAGGUGUUUUGGAUUUUUGCGGUUACCCACUGAUAGUAUAUGUAAGAAGAGAGAAUAAAGUUAUAGGGUGGGUUCCGGUGGUGGCAAAAGCUUAAGUUUGUCAGUUUUCUUCACCAAUGUUUUACAUACUGCACCUUUUAUAUAUCAUAUAUAUAUAUAUAUAUAUAUAUCAUAACAUGGAUGUGCUUGUAGGAGUUGAGUUGAAACAUGAUGUCAUGACAAUGAUGAUGUUGAUGGUGGAUUUGUAUAUCGUUCUUCUUCUUCUUAUUUUAAUCUUUUCUCAA
Messenger RNA from Cannabis sativa, 2883 nucleotides. RefSeq names its product ankyrin repeat protein SKIP35. NCBI's taxonomy places the organism in Eukaryota, Viridiplantae, Streptophyta, Magnoliopsida, Rosales, Cannabaceae. The record is from RefSeq and is a predicted model, not a curated record. Bases 775 to 2601 code for a protein of 608 amino acids. The transcript is spliced from 4 exons.